This is a messenger RNA of Orycteropus afer afer, 355 nucleotides long. Lineage: Eukaryota; Metazoa; Chordata; Mammalia; Tubulidentata; Orycteropodidae. The record is from RefSeq and is a predicted model, not a curated record.
AUGGGGAAGAUGCCCACGGCCAAGGAUGCCUUCAGAGACAUCUCCAUAUACUUUUCCAAGGAAGAGUGGGCAGAGAUGGGAGAGUCAGAGAAAUUCCGCUACAGGAAUGUGAAAAGGAACUACGAGGCACUUGUCACUCUAGGUCUCAGAGCCCCUCGUCCAGCAUUCAUGUGUCACCGCAGGCAGGCCAUCAAGGCCCAGGUGGAUGACACGGAGGAAUCUGAUGAGGAAUGGACACCUCGGCAGAAAGUCAAACCUCCCAGGGUGGCCUCCGGAGUGGAGCAGAGCAACCACAAGAAGGUGAGUACGUGCAAGUCUACAGACAAGCACCCCUUCCCUGUGGGGCCACACUCAG